Lactuca virosa is the source of this 266-nucleotide messenger RNA. NCBI's taxonomy places the organism in Eukaryota, Viridiplantae, Streptophyta, Magnoliopsida, Asterales, Asteraceae. The record is from the annotation of a GenBank genome assembly.
CAUUUGGUCAACAUACUUCCAUUAUAUAGACUAUCAGUAAAUUACAAAGUAUGGCGUCCAUCAAGCUAUCUGUUGCUCUUGUGAUCAUACUCGCUAUUGUUGGGACACAUAUGAUCAAUGGUGAACAGUGUCAAGCCACAUGGCAUAUUCUUUUUUGUAAAACAAUAUUAUGUGAAGUGUUAUGCAGAAGUAGUAGAGGGGUUCUCGCUAAAGGCCAGUGCAUGCCCCAUGGUGUUUGUCAAUGUACUUGGAAUUGUCAUCCUUAA